This is a messenger RNA of Mizuhopecten yessoensis (Yesso scallop), 2623 nucleotides long. RefSeq names its product bud site selection protein 21-like. NCBI's taxonomy places the organism in Eukaryota, Metazoa, Mollusca, Bivalvia, Pectinida, Pectinidae. The transcript is spliced from 6 exons. The coding region runs from base 124 to 921 and encodes 265 amino acids. The record is from RefSeq and is a predicted model, not a curated record.
CUAAAUGGGUCGAGAGGACAAGGGUGUAGAUGAUAGGGACUACCAGAACCCACGUGAAUUGUAAACAAACUGCGUGAAAUAUUUUUUUCAUAUCAAACGAGAAGUUUUGCAAAUAAUCACAAAAUGAGUCGAAGAUAUUCAACAGGAGAAGUAGAAGAUGACGAAUUUGAAAGCGAUAUUUUCAAAGAUAUAGAAAAGAAGACACAAGAUGGUAAUGGUACAUCCGGAUCAGAAAAUGAAUCUGAUGAACCAGAAUCCUCUGAAAAUGAAGACUUAUUGGUGGAAAGUGACGAAGAAUAUGACGAGGACAAUGUUGCCACAAAGGUGAAAACAACUGACAUUGCUUAUGACAAUGAGGAGGAUAGUGAUCAGGAUGAUGCUCCUGAGGCUGUUUCUUUUCAGUCAGGGAAGGAAAAUGCCAUACAGAGAAUGAGGCAAGUCAUGAAACAGAUUGACACGGAAAAGAUGACCCUCAAAAACAAGCGGAGACAUCUUGAUCAACAGUACAAGGACCAGAAGAAAAAGAAGUUGGAAGAACUCUCUAAGAGAAAGCUACCUGAGGAUUUCUUUGAUGACCUGCCAGAGGAGACAAAUGAUGUGAAGUCCAAAUUAUCAUCAAAGAAAAAGAAAGUGAGCAGUGUAGCAGAUGAAGAGGAAGGGAGUUUGGCUGAUACAGAGGAAGACUUCCAGGUUUCAAAACAAGAUUUUAUUUCCUUCGACAACAACAGAUUGAGUGGUGUAGAAGUGUCGACAAUACAGAACCAUAAACAGAAAACGAUGUCCUCCAGGUGUAAAGCGGCCAAUUUCAGGGUAGCUCGGCUCAGCAAUGUUCCUCGACACACAAGUAAAACUUACUUUGCCAAGCUGGAAAAGAAGAAAGCAUUGAAGACCGGAUUGGAGAAAGAAUUCAUGAUUAAAUGAUAUGAGAGAAAAGGGAUUUUUAAAUAUGUACACAUAUGUAUAUUUAUAUAAAAGUAUCAGCAAAAACGGUGAAAAAAGUACAAGGGAAGUAACUCUGUUAUAUCCUGCCAGUUGAUUGACUGAUGUCCUGAUUACAAUAAUUUCGAACAUGGAUUAAUGUGGUACAUUUUGUAUUUACAUGUAAAUCGUGAAAGAUUACUGCUGCCAUUUCAAAUUAAAAUAUAAAGUCUUCUUCAAUAAGAUAUGUGAAGGAAAGAUUUUGUUAUAAUUAUACAUGUUUGUGUAUGAAUGAGAGUGUGAGAUUCUGUUUAUCAUAUAUGUACAUGGUUUCACAAGUUUUAGUUGCACUAAGACUCAUUGUAUGUUAAUAAGUAAAACAUUCUGUAUAUGCAAACAUUUAAGAUCCUGUUCAUCAUAUGAGUCUGUUAUACAGUCUGUUAAGUUCGGAGUUGUGUAAGAUUAUGUAUAUCAUAGCAUGUGCAUAAGAGUGUAAAUAUCUGUCUUACGACUUGUUAUGGAAUGAAGAUUUCUGUUUAUCUACAGAAGUAUAAAAUUCUGUUUAUUCACAUGAGUACAAAGAUUAUUUGUACAAGUAUCACUAGAGUUCAUGUAUACUUUUCAGAGUAUACUUAUGUUGGUGUAUGUGACAAUAAGAUUCUUGUAAUGUACACGAGUAGGAAAUUCUCUUCCAGAAUUCAUGUAGGGGAGGAGGGGUGGGAGGCACUUUCAUACUUUUAAUAGCCCAUUUCAUAUAACACUGAAUUUAUAUGCAUCCGAGAAAAUUCAAAUAGAAAUACCUUUAUUGCAAAGUUAACCUUUAUAUUUGUCCAAUAAACUCCCUACUGAUGAGUUUUCUGUGUCGUCUAGUAGCCUUCUUUAGCUCUAAUGAAAGGGGACAGUCGGAGGGGAGUAAGUCAUAAGAGUCGGGGAUUAACCCUGUUAUGUGACUCAAAAAGACUGGCAUAUCAGUAGCAGGUACUUCGUGUCACCUUCUGUUUUGUCUCAGCUCUAGUAAAGCUGAUGAAGUGGAGUCUGUGUUAAUGACAAAUUUCCUGAAAGCAUAAUCAUAUCUUUGGCACCAAGAACUAAGUGUUGGAUAGUGAAACAGAGUGACAGUAGUUGGUAUUGUUGGGGUCCAUGUCGUCUCGCCAUUUGUUUCAAGCCUCAUCACUUCUCUGUCUUGUUUCUUUAUUGACUCUUCUUCAGCAGAAUUAGCUGUCCUCCAGACAAGACCGGAGACAGGACAGAGAGUGAGACACACUUCCAGCUUCUGAUCAUGAUCAUGAUAUGGCAGCCUUGUUCAGUCACUUCGAUUAAUUAGGGUUAUGGUUUGAGUUAGGGUUAACCAUUGAGUCAAUUGAAAUUGACAGACUCCCCUUAGGCAGUACCAGUUUUGACUCCAAGCUGUUGAUCAUUGAGUGUAAUUAAAUGGUUAACAUUUGGUCAUGGUUGCUUUCUGGUAACUUUACUAAAGAUACAUUAUCAUGAUCAUAUUUAGAAUGUAAGGCCAACAUGAUUGGAGUACCUAAGAAUAUCAAUUAAACAUUUAAUCAGUAUUCUCAGAAUCAGUUGUAAUUUAUCAUUGUUUUGAAACUGAAACACCAAAACUUUCAAACUUCCAAAACUAUAUGAACUUAUGUAAAACAUAAAUCAUGUGGUGCUCAACUAGCCAAUGUUUGUGCUAUUAAAUAUUGUCUUCACA